Molecule: messenger RNA, 484 nt
Organism: Schistosoma spindalis
Lineage: Eukaryota; Metazoa; Platyhelminthes; Trematoda; Strigeidida; Schistosomatidae
Source: the annotation of a GenBank genome assembly
GUUCUUAGAAAUAUCAAUAUCAAAGUUUAUUACAUAAUUCGUACAAUUUGUUAUCAAUAGACCCUAUCAAAUCAAUGAUUACAUUGAUCAUCAUUUCAAUUUUUCUAAUACAGUCAUGUUAUUGUGGUUCAUCUGGUUCUCCAAAACAAGAAUGUAAAAAAGAGAAGGGUUUCUUUGGGAAACUUUGGUCAGCAAUUGAAACCAUUAUUAGCUUCAUUUGCUUUUUAAAUGGAAUCUGGAAUACGGUAAUGGAGUGGCGUAACUUUUUUAAUAAUACUACGCUUGCAGCCAAUGCUUCGAAGUGAGACUCCAACAUUUCAAUAAAAUUAUGAAACCAAUCAAUAAAUGUUUAAAACUUCAUUGUAUAUUCUUCACUUAACCAUAGUGUUGUGCAUUACAUUUUGUGCACAAAUACAAGAUGACUAUUUUUUGUAAUAGCAUGUUUCUUUCUUUAAGUUUGCGCAAUUUUUUCACAAAACUAUAC